Molecule: messenger RNA, 1344 nt
Organism: Durusdinium trenchii
Lineage: Eukaryota; Dinophyceae; Suessiales; Symbiodiniaceae
Source: the annotation of a GenBank genome assembly
GCUCAGAGUUUCGUUUAGUGCGCCAAAACUUCCGGUGCCUUUACAUUGACAGCAUCGAGUCUUUUCAGGAGGGAUCCAAGCAGCCUGGGAGAUGUGGAUACCCCUUUUAGCUGUUGCCACGUUUCCUGCGCUGGCCUUGAUUGAGGAGGAUCACUCGAGAGAGACAGGCACCGACAUUGAUAUGCUGGUUGAGGUUAUGUAUCCUGGUGCUUGUUCCAUCUAUGGUCAAGACUAUCGAAGAGUGCAAGUCACGAUCCAAGACACCAGCUCCACGUUCCGCGCGAGAUUCUGGCGUGACUUCACCGGGCAGGAUCUCAAAGAUGGAAAGGUUUCGUGGAGAAAGGAGCUGAAAGGUGUGCCGGGCUCUGCCAAGCUGAAUGCAACGGUGGAGAUCAAGCAGCGUAAUUUGCUGCCGGAUCUGCUCGGGUUUUUGGGUAACAGCGAUUGCGGAAAGAAGUCUGAGAUCAUUGACUUUCAUCAUGACAAGGUUCGUAUCCAGCCCUUCGAGAAGGACAAAGAACAUUACUUUUAUCAAUACGUACAGCUGGGCUUCAGCAAGCAGGUGGCCAGAGAUGAGGAUGCGGCAGGACUUUUGGAGAUGGCUGAGGAAAGGCCGGGUCGAAGACUGAGGCCACGACAGCAGAGCAAGGAAAAGGUUUGUCAGCCGUGUUUGGAUCUUCUGGCUUUCUUUUUGGGAUGGUCGAGCGUGCCCACAUCUGGUGCCCACCAAGACGCUGUGGAUGAAAUAUGCGAGCUUCCUGUAUGUCAACUAACUCGGGAACAACGAGUUGCGACUGGCAUGGGCAAAAGCAAGUGCACUGGAGAUUGGAAUGGCAUAAUGAUUGGUUGCUCUGACCCCCAGGAUCCCGAAUUCCUGGAGACCGUCAAGAAAAAUAUGGUCGUGCGACGGCUUGAAAUCGCAAAAGCCCAGCAAGAAGCCAAGCGAGUGGAGCGUUUGCGUGAAGAACUUCUCAGCAGCGCUACUGAAAAGGACAAGAAAGAGAGCCAAGACGUGCAGAACAAGGCAAAAAGUUUCACUGAGGAGGACGAUGCAAUUCCGAGUGAACAUGAUCCUGCAGUCUUGGCCAUGAAGGACAGGCAAGCGUUUUGAAACAUCCAGUCGGAUUCGCUUCAGUUUUGUAAUGUUGUUUGUAGAAUUGUAGUUACCUUGGGUCCGUAAAAAUGCUAUGUUUUUGUCUUUUCUAUACACCUGUAUAAUACUUGGUAAUUGAAUUGUAGCUACCCUGGAUAUCUAUACCUGGCAAGGCACCAGCUGAGUAAGAAGAAGGAAUUUUCGGAGGGAUUACCUGAGAAAGCACACUCGAAAGUAGGUGGUAUGUGGGG